Linum trigynum is the source of this 501-nucleotide messenger RNA. The record is from the annotation of a GenBank genome assembly. NCBI's taxonomy places the organism in Eukaryota, Viridiplantae, Streptophyta, Magnoliopsida, Malpighiales, Linaceae.
AUGACGUCGCAAAAUUUCACCAAUGUCACUCUAGGAAACUAUCUUCAUCCCCAUUUUGCGGCUGUCCUGACCGUGGCGAUCAUCUUGCUGGUUUGCGUGACGAUCAUUUGCAUCGUGGCAGCGUCCUUGAUUGCGGUAAUCAUUUACAUCCUUUUCGAGUUUGUAUACUGGCGUGUGGUGGAAAACGGAGGCGGCGGCGACGACGUAGAAGUCGAGUCUAAUCUCGAGGAAGGAGUUGAGAGAAGGAGAAGACGUCGUCAAAGGAAGUAUUGCAGGUUGAUGAUGGAAUUGCCCUGUGUUGAGUACGGAAGUGAUGGUAUAGAGACCACAUCCAGAGAAUGUGCGAUUUGUUUGGAGGAUUACGACGGGGGCGAACCAUGCAGAAUAAUGCCGGUGUGCAAGCACAUGUUUCAUGUGGCUUGUAUCGAUGAUUGGCUUCGCAUCAAAAUUGCGUGCCCUGUUUGUCGACGAUGCGUAUUCAAUGUGAAGAACGAUAGAUGA